CUUCUGCCCUGUGUCCCGUUUCCCCUCUCCUCCCUAACCCAUCAUCCCCCCCUCUUUUCCCAAUUCCAACACUAAAAACUUCCCAUUGAUCGAUUGAUCGAUUGAUUUACCCCACAUCAUAAUAGGGUUUACAUACCAACGCCAAUGUGUCUGUCAGCUUAUUUGGUCUACCUAGGUAAACUUAAUAAUUCAUUACAAUUACUGCUAGCCGUGGCUCCAAGUCUCUUAGCUACAUCACUAGGCACUACCUAGGAUACCUAGUAGACACCUCUACAGUCUAGAGAGGUAGGUAGUCUGAAGCUGCUUCAUUAGUCAUACACGGUAUGCUCGGUAUUACGGGUGGCAUGGCAGUCGCCGUAACAUUCGUUCUGCAAAUCACCCUUGAGGGUCAACCUUCUUCCACCCUCUUCCACCAAGAUGCCAUCGAAUCCCGCUUAUCAACUGCCGGAACUUGAGACUCCUCAUACCAUGCUAUACAUGCUAUAGGCACCUACGAAUAAGUAUGAAACAAAGCACAUAUGGACUGGACAUUAAGCGUUCAUCAGUCAACCUUCAGUGUUAAGUGUUAAGCCUGUCCUAGAAUGGUAUACCGGUAGUUGACCAACUUAAGAUAUUACAAAUAUUGGGAUUAGAAUAAGAAUCUCCUUGUGUUUAUUGUUUAACCUAAACAUUUCUCUUUCUCUUCUUCCUUCUCUUCCUUCUCUUCCCUCUCUUCCUAUUUCCUUCGCAUUCAUCAAAUCAACCGCCAUGGCUACCUCAUCACAGAUACCCACUCUCCUCGACUUAACGAUUGACAAUAUUACACCAAACACCAUUAGCAUCAACUCGCAAUGCCAGAACCCGCGUCUCAGGUAUCUCAUGUCGCGAUUGGUGACUCACCUGCACGACUUCGCUCGGGAAACCCGGCUUAGCACUGACGAGUGGAUGGCAGCUCUCAACUUCCUUGUAGGCUGCGGGCAGAUCAGUGAUGAUGUGCGCCAUGAAUUCAUCCUUCUCUCUGAUAUCCUAGGCCUUUCCUUGCUAGUUGAUAGUAUCAACCACCCGAAGCCUCCAGCAACCACCGAAGGCUCCGUCCUAGGGCCCUUCCACACCCAUGACGCACCGACUUUGCCUAGCGGAGCGACCAUGUCGUCCGACCCUGAAGGGGAGCCACUCCUUUGCAUAUGCACCGUCAAAGACACGGCGGGCAAACCUUUGGAGGGCGUCAAGAUUGAUAUUUGGGAAACAGACAGCGGUGGACACUACGAUGUGCAACACUCAGACCGCGGAGAACCCAGUGAGCGAUGUAUCAUGGUGAGUGACAAGGAGGGACGCUUCUGGUUUAAAGGGAUAAGACCUGUGAGCUAUCCUAUCCCACACGAUGGGCCAGCUGGUAAGCUUCUGAUGCACUUGGGUCGGCAUUGCUGGAGGCCGGCCCACUUGCACUUUAUGUUUGAGAAGGAGGGCUUGGAUCAUCUAAUUACGGCCCUCUAUAUGCGCGGUGAUCCCUACGAGACCUCCGAUGCCGUAUUUGGUGUCAAGCAAAGUCUAAUAGUCGAUUUGGAAAAGACUGAUGCCGCGACAGCAAAGGAAUACAACUACACAGAAGGGGGUCUACUACUUAAACACGACUUCAUAUUAACAAGCCAGGCGGAAACGGAAAGGUUACGGGACGAAAAUGCAGUCAAGGCUCUAGCUGCGCUAGGGUUACGGAUGAGACUUGUUGACCAUUUGCCCGUGCCUGAGGUGGAUUAAAUACAAAUCGGCUCACACGCCUUUAUAUAACCCCCCUUUAUUUACUAUCUCUACCUAGGUAAACUUCAUAUAGUGUAUAUAUAAAUCGAAUACAUGACCUGAUAUUUUGAACAUCUA
Molecule: messenger RNA, 1851 nt
Organism: Hypoxylon fragiforme
Lineage: Eukaryota; Fungi; Ascomycota; Sordariomycetes; Xylariales; Hypoxylaceae
Product: dioxygenase
Exons: 3
Coding region: 748-1734 (328 amino acids)
Biological process (GO): catechol-containing compound metabolic process
Molecular function (GO): catechol 1,2-dioxygenase activity; ferric iron binding
Source: RefSeq, a predicted model, not a curated record